CACAGUCCUCAUGUUCUCUUUUUCAACUCGCCUUAUCAGGAGAUCAUUUUGCGUGUCGAAGCAAUUCUCGAUUCUAUCCAAAGCCCAUCUCAAGUCCCCGCAUAUUUCGUCUGUUCCUUCAAUUUCUCAGCCUGUCGCAGCAAGUUUUUUGAAAUCUUGGUCUUGUCAAAGCAUAAAAGACCCAGCUUUUCUGAAUUUGAGGUCAGAUCAUACGAUGGCCACCCAGUCCAGCGCCCCUCAAUUAGUCCAUGACUUCACUGUAAAGGAUGCCAGAGGGAAUGAUGUUGAUCUUAGCCAAUACAAGGGAAAGGUCCUUUUGAUUGUCAAUGUUGCAUCUCAGUGCGGUCUGACCAACUCAAACUACACUGAGCUGACAAAGCUAUAUGAGCAGUACAAGGAUCAAGGUCUGGAGAUCCUUGCAUUUCCUUGUAACCAGUUUGGCUCACAGGAGCCUGGAACUAAUGAAGAGAUUCAACAGUUUGCUUGCACCCGCUUUAAGGCUGAGUAUCCCAUAUUUGACAAGGUGGACGUAAAUGGUUCAAAUGCUGCUCCUCUGUAUAAGUUUUUGAAGUCAAGCAAAGGUGGACUUUUUGGGGAUAGCAUCAAAUGGAACUUCUCAAAAUUCCUCGUAGAUAAAGAGGGGCAUGUUGUUGAUCGCUACGCUCCCACCACAUCUCCCUUGAGCAUAGAGAAGGACGUUAAGAAACUAUUGGAAAAAGCUUAAGCAGAGCUGUUGACUGGAAAACUCGUCCGAAUGGACGCUUCUGCCUUUGAUCUUUCAAAUAUGUACUGUCACGGAAAUAUCUUUAUGAAUAAGCGGAAUUGUGUUGCGGUUGAAUGUGCUUUCUAGACCAUAUUUUAGUUUCUGCUACAGUACUGAAGUGUCUUUUUAUUUGCUUAAUUCAAGCAAUAAAGCAUGUUUGCUAAUAGGCAAAUGUUAUGGUCCAGUUGAAUGUAGUUUUGUGGUUUUCUUCUCCCUAGUCACUGUUGUAAAGCUUAUUUUUAUGUUGUUUUAGUUAAAAAUAGUAACAUAUCGCCAAUGCAGCUUCUCUUUGUUUGCUGAUAGGCAAAUAUUAUGGUCCAGUUGAAUGUAGUUUUGCGGUUCUCUUCUCCCUA
Molecule: messenger RNA, 1116 nt
Organism: Coffea eugenioides
Lineage: Eukaryota; Viridiplantae; Streptophyta; Magnoliopsida; Gentianales; Rubiaceae
Product: probable phospholipid hydroperoxide glutathione peroxidase
Exons: 6
Coding region: 11-724 (237 amino acids)
Biological process (GO): response to oxidative stress
Cellular component (GO): cytosol
Molecular function (GO): glutathione peroxidase activity
Source: RefSeq, a predicted model, not a curated record